Molecule: messenger RNA, 1824 nt
Organism: Trichosporon asahii var. asahii CBS 2479
Lineage: Eukaryota; Fungi; Basidiomycota; Tremellomycetes; Trichosporonales; Trichosporonaceae
Exons: 6
Coding region: 1-1824 (607 amino acids)
Source: RefSeq, a predicted model, not a curated record
AUGCUCGCCCCUCUCGCCUAUCAUGUCUGGGGCGCAGGUGAGCAGCUACCAAGCGCUGACCCGGUCUCUGGUCAAAGUGUCAGUCAGCCGGAAGAGACACUGACAUUGACACUCUGUGUGGCUCGGAGGGAGCGAGCUACUCUGUCGUCGUGCGACGAGCGACUGUGCGAUGCGAGCCAGAGGAGCAUGGCCAGACUGGGGAGACGGCGUCAGCUCUUGCAUACUGUGUGGGGGGCCAGGCCAGCACCGCCCGAGGGCGAGAGCGCGAGAGCACGACAAGAGGAGGGCGGCCAGGCGGAGGUGCUCCCCCACAUCCACAUCUUCAUCUUCCCUUCUCUCCACUCCUCACCACUCUCCCUUCGACUUGACGGGACGACUUCGGGAUCACAGGCAAGCAGCCACUUUGAGCCUCAACUUCGACCGCAUCUCAUCACCCGUAGCGGCGACGAGCCUACGACCGACUCGUGCGGCCUACCUCUCCCCGCAGUAGUUGGCAAGGAAGCCGACACGCAGACCGGCACACGGCCUACAAUACCUGUCGUGAGCUUCCUCGGCCACUACGCUCAAGCUGACUCCCAGUCUCCUCACUCUCCUCUCGCCUCGGACAAUUACGGCGGAGACUCGGAGUACUCGGAGUACUCCAUGGACAUGGGCUGGAGUACCGAGUACAGCCCGAGCGACAGUGGUUCCAACGAGUGGCCGUACUGGACGUCCGGCGGCAGUGGCUCGGAUCAGUCCGCCUCCGACCCCAGCGACGGGAACAACAGCGAGCAGGAGGACGCGGAUCCUGGUGACGAGCACGGAAACGGGAACGGGCUUGCGCCAGUCACGCCUGUCCCCUCGGUUGAAAGCAUCGAUGACCUUCCCGGCCUCUCUCACGAGAACGAUACCGAGACCACUGCAAGCCUCGCGACGGUCGAGAACAGCAACGGGGAGCAGGGCGGUACGGUGAUUGUGGUCCAAAUGCCCACGCACGGCCCCGAGUGGGAUGUCUCGGACGUCGAGGGCGCAGACAGUCUGCCGGCUUACGACGAAGACACGCCUCCCGUGUACGACGCCCACGACGCCGACAGCACUCAGCCUCCGGUCCAGCUUCAAAUCGACGUCCAGUUUACGGCCCAGCCUAGCCCCACCCUGCCCAGGACGACGCACGGCCCCUCGUGUCCCUGUGCCGUGUGUGUGAUGGUCUACGGCCCCCAGACUCUAAACGUCACGCCUCCGCAGCCCUCGGCGGCCGAGCUGGAGGCCGAGCGUCAGGCGCGCGUCGAGCGCUGGCGCGCCGCGCACGCCGACAGCGAUUCGGAGGCUUCCGAGGCCGACGAGACCACGCCCCUGAAUGAAACGGAGGGGCACUGGGGCUACGCGACUGUGGCCGCCAUGAGCCACGAGGAGAACGAGCGCCGCCAGCGCCGCCAGCGCCGUCGCGAGCGCCGUCGUCGCCAGCAGCAGCAGGGGUAUGCACGUGCUUCGAUUCGGCGCUCACUCGAGAUCGCAAACCGCGUGUACGCCGUCAGUGGCCUGCUCGGGAACCGCCGCACGGAGUACUUCCUCGCUCUCUGCUACCUCGACAUCUUCGUCGAGGGCUUCCUGCAGUACGGCGUGCCCGUCCUCGGCAUCUUCUCGGCGCUGCUGUACCUGUGCGGCGUGAGGUUCUGCAACCUCCUCAUCGUGUGGGUCAUGCUUGGGUGCCUCGAGGUGGCCCUCCUAAGGGUCCGCCACGACUCGGGGUGGACUAGCCAAGAGCAUGUCGCCGAAGAGGUCGAGCGUUGCGUAGCGCAAGUGGCUGAGCGCAGGCGCCGCCGCGCCGCCGCUAACGCCGUAUAG